This is a messenger RNA of Strongylocentrotus purpuratus (purple sea urchin), 8157 nucleotides long. RefSeq names its product UPF0577 protein KIAA1324-like. The transcript is spliced from 25 exons. The coding region runs from base 102 to 3167 and encodes 1021 amino acids. Lineage: Eukaryota; Metazoa; Echinodermata; Echinoidea; Camarodonta; Strongylocentrotidae. The record is from RefSeq and is a predicted model, not a curated record.
GGCACUCUAAAAGAUUGCCGUGCAUCACGAGUAACACAUUAUUGGAGUUUACUAUUGCUUCUUCAAGUUCCUUAAAAUAUUAAAUUAAUUGUUUGCAAAUAAUGAGGGACGAGAUGCAUUGGUCGUACGUUGUUGUUCUAACGUGUGCUAGCACAAUGGUGAUGUUACUAGGAACAGCUGGUGAAGGUUUCGCGCAGGAGGACUCCGCGGAGCCAUCCCCGUCAACACAGCCUUCCCUGCCGACAUGCCAGCCGGACGAUUUCCACUAUGCUAUGACAGAAUGUGAUGAGGGUGGUGUUAGAUGGAGAGUACAAGUCCCCCAACCAGACGCAUGUAUAGGAGGAGCACCAUCAGCACCUGUACGAGCUGUAGACUGUGGAUUCUCUUGUGGAGCUGGUGAAUACUUGAACAUUGAUUCAGGUAGCUGCAAGAAAUGUCAGAAGGGAAAGUAUUCCCUUGGUGGAGGUGACAAAUUCACAGACUGGUCCGAGCUCCCUCCAGACUUCACCGUUUCCUCAACAUCAUUUUACCUCACUGAAGACUAUGAGCACUGUAAUGAGUCAUUGUGGGACCCGAUAGGUAGCUUUGUGAGAUCUCCUGAUAGCACCUGUUCCUCAAAGCUUAUCUACACAGCAAACCUGGCUAAAGAGGGUUCAGUCAACUUCACCUACUCGCUUGCUACUGACUUCAACUAUUUCACUGUUGAGGUUCACAAUGAGUUAUGCCAGAGAAAUCAUAAGAGUGGAGGGGGUAAGGCAGUCACAGCAACAGGAGAGGGAGAAUGGAAAUCUAUAAAGCUGGACCUUGAUGCUGGUCUCAAUGUAAUAACGUGGAGGUCUGAAGGGCUCUACGUCGGCACCGGUAUCAAGAUACCCCGGGUCUACAUCAGAAGCAUUGAGGUGAUGGGACUACAGUAUACCUCGGACUGUACAAAGUGUCCUGCAGGGACGUUCACGUCAGCAAGAGGAGCUGCCAGUUGUGACGAGUGUCCAGCAAAUACCUAUUCUCAAAGUGGAGCUACUAACUGUACACCCUGUAAUACAGAGACCAUGUACUCGGUUCCUGGUUCAACCAACUGCACCAUGAAGAAACCAUGCAACGAACACGAUUACUACAAGAUACAUACACCAUGCAAUGAAAACAACCAGACGAAGGUGAUGUAUAAAUGGAUUGAUCCGCAGGUGUGUAAUUCUAAUAUUCCUGCAUCAGUGCAGCUUCCCAUCUCGGGUGAAUUUGAGGCGUGUCCACCCUGCAACCCCGGCAUGUCAAUCAACAACAAGACAGAGUGUAAUUUCUGCCCUAGCAACCAGUUCAGUGAUGGAACAACACCGUGCCAGGAUUGUCCUCCGAACACCACACCCGAGUAUGGAAUGAGCUUCUCAUACUGGAACUCUCUGCCGCCUAACAUGCAUGCAUCCUGUGUUGUCACAACAAAUGACUAUGGCUGUGCCUCACGUGAGGGCUGGAUCCUAGCUGAUACCUUCAUCCACACUGGCCACGGUCACUCCGACGAUGCCUACCUCAUCCUCGACCUCCAGGUCGAUGGAUUCCGUCAGGAGGCCAGCUACUUCAAUGGCAGGGCUGAAGAGCUGGGUACCAUCUCCUUUGCAUUCAGUAUGGAGUGUCAAUCAGAGGAUUGUACCCUGUUCUUCUUGGAGGAACUCAAUGAAGCCAAUGUGAUUGAGUAUUGGACAGGUCCCAAGGAUAAACAGGACUACAGAUAUGCUGUGACCAUUGCUGGAAGGAGAAGCUUUACUUGGGCUUUCCAGAAGACUGAUGUCAAUAAGUUGGACUAUGAUAACAACCAUAAGUACCCCAAUGAUAUUGUGAAAAUCUAUGACAUAACACUCACCAACACAGUGAACGGAGGAGCAGCAACAUGUAAAGAAUGCCCAUUGGGUAGUGACCAUACUGGUUGUAUUCCAUGCGGGCCAGGACAAUUUAUUGAUGAAAAUUCAAAGCACUGCAAAAACUGCCCAGAAGAUAUGUAUGUACGAGCAAGCGAUCCCGUAGGGGAGGCUGCCUGUCUGGAAUGCCCAUCAGGUCUGAAGAGUAACAAGGGUGAGAGCUGCUACAGCAACUGUCAUGUUAGACUGAAUGAGAAACACUAUGACCUGGUCUUACUGCAAGGGCAACAGUCAGUGAUGUCUGGAGCAAGCUUCUUGACUGAGGGCAAUGCUUUCUACUAUCAUUUCAACUUUAGCCUGUGUGGGAAAGCAGAAAGUAAUCUAGCUUCAUGCAUAGACAAUUCCACAGCUAUUGGCCAGGUUGAAGAUGAAGAGGGCGCUAUGGUGAAUUCCUGGGUGUGUCGAUCCCUCAUGCUGCCCGGUAGUGACGAUGAAAAAUACAUGACUGCUAUCAAACCUAUCAGCCUUGGAGAUACCCUACUUGGAAUCAAUGAUGGAGAUAGCUACGGUAUGAUCACAGAUACUAUCAUCCCUCAGCCUGAGGAAGGACUCAAGGAUCUCAAGUUCUACUACCAUUCACCACAGACAACCAAAGCUUGCCCGAAUGGACGUUCCACCAUCGUAACACUGCGAUGUGAUCCCAAUGAGAAGGAAGUAGACAAAAUAGAAUUGCCCAUUGCAUGCCCUACCGCUGUAGAGAGUAACCAUAUGGCAGAGACUACAGUGGCUCAAGCAGGUACAUGUGAUGGAUGUACCUUCCACAUGCUGUGGACCAGUCAGUAUGCUUGCCCAGUCUGUACCAACGAUGACAUCGUAGCCAUCAAACAGGAGUGUAAACACGGACAACAGGUCACCAAACACGUAUGGAACGAUACUGCGAAAUGUGUUGGUGGUAUUACCUUACCUAGUGACAAGACAACAAAAUGUGUAGUACCACCCUGGUACAGUCAAGUUCCUAUGUAUGCACAGAUUGCCAUAGCAGCCUUCGUAGGAUGUGCCAUACUGCUCUGCGCUAUGAUCGUUUGUGUCUGGAAGAAAAAUAGAAAACUUGAAUACAAAUACCAGAAGCUGGCGAGUUCUACAUCGGGCGAGCUCCCAGCUGCUGACUCCUGUGCUAUCGAUGAAGACGACGACGAGGAUGAGGUUCAUUUUGAGGAUGGCAAUAAAAAGUCCAGGUCCUUCCUCAGCAAGUUCAAGUCUCGUGGGAGUUCAGAUAAGGAACAUGCAUACAUGGAGGAUUCACUUCUGGCCAUGCACUAGGUCGCAUACACAAGGGUUGCUUGAUGGUCCUGACAUGGAAGCCUUCCGUAUGCAGGAUCAACCUUCCAUUAUGACUCCAUUAUCGGAAACCACAUGAUGAUGGCGAGGUGACACAUUCCUGUCAUUUUUUGUCAAUUUUUUUGUUAGGAUAAGAAGUCAUUAGUCAAUACAAAUACUUUUUGAACUAAAAAAAAACAAAGUUUGUACUAAAAUCAGUAUUUUGUUGCUCUGUUCCACUAGUGCAGAAAUUAGAUUUUUUUUUAAACAGGAAAGGGCUGAUCAAAGCUUUAGGGGUUUAGACUGAUGUCUAAAUCAUCAACAAAAUAAUGGACAGUUAUACAUGUAAGUCUGCAAUGCAUUCAAUUUGACCUGUAUUUAUUACAUCUAUAAAAUGUGGUAGUAUAAUUUGCUCAGGUGUAACAAAAGCUGGUUAAAUUGCAUGAAAGCUUUUUUUUAUUAGGGGGGGGGGGAGCAUGUAAACCGAAUUAAAAAUCCUUGAAAAUCCUUGAAAACAUGCAUAUUAUUUUUAGCCAUUAGGGGCAGCUAUAUGUGAUUGGAAAGAUACCUUGAUGAGUAUGCUUCUUUUGAAAUGUUACAAUAAGUUGUUAUAAAGAGAUUGCCUGGGUCACACCGAAGUGAUAAUCAGAGAUGUUGGUGGUAAAGAGAUGGCAGUUUGACCCCUGUUACUAUCAAUCCAUGUGGCCAUUGAUUGAAUACAGUUGUUUGAUGACUACAUAGCUGCCAAACAUUCCUAUUUUGAACCACAUAUAUAUAGUCCUCUUGUUUUCUGAAAACAUCUGUAUGAAUGCAUGUAAAGUACACCGUAUUGCUACUUUUUGCUUCAGAGAUUCAAAAAAAAUGUUCGUAGUGGAUAGUUGACGGGUAUGUGACUACAAAAAUACAUAAAUUUGAACAAUUUGGAAGAGACAAUACUCCUAUUCUUAUGCCUUAGUCACAUCACCAAACUGACUAUAGAUACCGACUCCAAACCGACUGAAUAUUGGCCGUUGGAGGCAAUGUGAUUUCUUGUUUGAUCAGGGGGGCGUUUUCACAAAACUUGUCUUUAGUGACAAAUGACAGUUUUUGUUAUAAGCUACUGAAAUCCUUGCUUCUGAUUGGUUAUCAGCAGAUUUGUCACUGAUUUUAGUCAUUUGUCAUUGAAGAAAGGCUUUGUGAAACAGGUCCCUGGUGUUGGUCUCGUUAGUGUGACUGGGGUUUGAGGCAGGAUGUAGCGCCCAUGGCAUAGUAGGGGUUCAAGUUUACUACCGACAGUGUACUUCAUCGUGAUGUUGAUAUCCAAGUUUUCAUAUCAAUAUCCAUUUGAUAGGGAUUAAAAUUGUCCGUGAUGCGAAUACUAUUGGGAUAUAAAGUGUGUCCAAUGUUUUCUCAUUGCAGAAUCAGAUGAAAUGAAGAUAUGAAAGGCCACCAUGUUUAUUGCUUGAUUUUCUUCUAAAUUAACAUGUUGGACGCGUUUUUCUUUUCAUAUAACAUGUAUUUAAAAAAGACCCCAGUCUAAAUUAAUUUUGGCAUAGUAUUCACUGGGUAAAUGUUGAGUGGUCAAAGUUUCUUAACAUUCCAUCUCCUUGCAGUGUGAGACAUCUAUCUUACUGAAGCAUGUGUUUUAAAAGAAUAAGAUCUAGUUUUUCAUUUCUCUCAUGUUUCCAAUUUUGUGGUCGACUCUUCUGUCCCAAAAGUGAAUAUUGGAGAUAGCUUGGAGUUAGAAAAUGCUGUCUUAUCUCUUGUAUUUCAAAAGGGGUCCAUAGAUUAUUGAUUGGAUCAUAUCAUAGUUGAGACCUUGUCUUUCAAAAUAUUCAUGAUACAUGUUUUAUAAGCCUGGUGGCAUAGACAGGUUUUAAAUAAACAUAAAGAUAAAGUCCCCCCCCCCCCCUUUUUUUUCCAUCUAUUUCAGAAAAAUCAUUUCGUUCAUUCAUAUUAACAACUCAUUUGUGGCUGUUACGUCCAUUAGCCAAAAGUUUAUUUUUUAAGAAAAAAAAUCUGUAAGAGAGCAGAUGUGAUCAACUCAUUGAUAGAAUUCAGUGUCAGAAAUACUUGAUGGAUACUGAGAAACCCUUAUUCCACUGCAGAAGACUGGAAGUAAUGUCCAUAGGAAUUUGUAUAGUACAUGUAUGUUAAAUAUUUAGUUAUUUCUAACAUAACCUUUUAGGCUAAGUUGUAUAAUGAUCAUUAGUUACAUUAUUUUAACUUGAAGAAAAAUAAAGAAAAAUAUUAACUCUGUUCAGUUUUUCAUGAUUUUUGCCUGAUUUAAUGUCAAAUUGUUAUCUUAAGUUUAGUAUUGGUGACUUUUCAGCAUAAGAAACUUUGUUUUCCAAUGUUAUGCAACAUUCCACUGUGUGCCUUGAUGGUAUAUGUUCAGUGUUGUCAUGCAUGUAGGGUGGUGGGAUAGAAAGAAGACAAUAUUCCUUGAUAUUCUAGGGGUACGUUUUUAAGCAUGAUUUGUACCUCUUUUGCUUUGUUUGUUUUUUUGUUGUUUUUGUACUUUGGAUGUACAAAUUCAAACUGAUUGAAUCAAAUCAUCUGUUGUGCACCAGUAGAAUCACUGAGUGCUUGUAUGAAUGUAAACUACACCUAAUGAUCUAUUUGAUUUACUUGAAACCAAUCCAAUCAGUUGUUGGCAAUGGUUUCAUAUUAAUUAUAGAUUUCACAGGUAAAUGAAGUAUUCAAAGUAUAUCUGUCUAUCUAUAUUGUCUUUAUGUCAAGUCUUAUUAUUUUUGUGAAGUGAAGAAAAGGCAAUUUGAUUCAGAAUUGUGCAUAAUUCAUUUUACUUGUAAAGGACAUCUACUUUCAUGAUUGUUUUCAGUAUUAAAUAUUACAAAAUCAUAACCAUGGUGUAGGGUAAUUCAUGGCUUUAUAUGUAGAUGUGUAGGCCAAAAAUUCAGGAAUGGAUUGAAAGCCAUUUUCAUAAUUACUAGCAAGUUUAGUGAAGAUUUGUUUUUUGUUUUUUGGGGAUAUGGGAAUGAGUUAAAUUACUGGUACUUUCCUUUUACAUUUUGUACUUCUUAAUUUGUGUACUCCUGUUUAAGUACUAACGUCUAUGUUUGAUGCCAUUCAAUAAUGGAGGAUUUUGCAAAAGUACUAACAAAAAUCAUUUCAUUUAGUCAAUGUGUGCAUGUUCCUAUCUGCAUUGUACUUUAUAGACACUGCCAAGGUGCCACUGUAUUGUAUAUCAUACAGUACACAUGUACAGUUAGUGGGUCACAAGAUUUGUAGAAGUUGUAUAAAAUUCAUGAUGAGAAGGUAUUUUGCCGGUGGGGCGUAGUAGUUAGCAUGGUAUGCAGGGUUGUUAUUUAUUAAUUGUGUUGAAAAGUUAUCAAAGUGAUAUGGGCCUUGAGAUUAAUUUUAUAUCGAUCAAUGAAUGUACAGUAUGAGUAAUAACAUGUGCAUGUAAAGGCCAUACAGGAUAACAACUAUGAGGGUAUUCCGGAAGCUAAUUUUAAUAGCCAUUUAUUGGAGAAAAAUCAGUAAUUUAAAAAUUUUAUUCAGUGAAUUAAUGCUUGCCAUUCUAAAAGCUUCUAGUGAUUUGAUCUCAAUAUAGCUAAAUGUAGCAUCUAUUUGAUAUUUUCAAGUUGACUCAUACUAAUGCUACAAGGAUCCUACAUACAGCUAAUUUUGAGUAUUUUUAGAAUUAGUUGUACGAUUUAGGACUAAAAUUGUUUAUAAUCCAAUUAAGUAAAUUAACGGCGAAGAUAUACAAGAUUAUUUUGUAGAAUUUUUUGUCAGUAAUUAGUGUAAGCCAUUCACAGUUAAGUCCAUAAUUGAAAAGGGCUUCCAGGAUACCCUUGCCUCGUUGAUAUGCUUGCUAAUGUUAAUUCAGAAUGUACUUCAAGUUACAUGAUUGCUUAAUUAAUUUCAGAAAGCUGUACAUUUUGAUGAAAGUGUCUUGGUUGAGAAUUUAUUUUCUCUCACUCACUCUCCAUAUUGAAGCUGAUUAUGUCACAUACAUUGUCUGAAAAUGUGCAAUCUAACAAAUACAUGUAUUAUUGAAGAGUAUUUAAUAAAUGUUUAUAUAUUGUUUGGGUAUCAGUUUAUUGUAUUAUGAAUUGAUAAGUUUACUAAUAGGGAGGUCCGGUUAUGUAUAUCUUAUAUGUGUGUAUAAAAGCCUUAAUGUAAUUCUCUCUUUUGAAAAUAUGUUCACCGCAAUUGUUGAAUGUAGUAACACUGAAUGUUUCUCGUAGUCUUAUAAGCAGGGUUUUCUUCUCAAAAUUGUAUGUAUUCUCUGUAGUAUUUGGUUUCACUCGACAUCGUGAAUGAGAGUGAAAAUGAGGAAGAUAAGUGGACUCUUACUUUCCACAUCAAAAUUGACUUCCAUUGCUUGAAAAAGAAAACAAAUAUCAAUUUAAAGUCGAUGUUGAAUUUGCAACACUUCUGUGCAUAGUCUAUCCUUGUCUUCAUUUUAUCAUUGGAAAACUGAGGAUUUAUUCACCUUCAGCACAAGAUAUGAUUCUCAAAUUUAUGUCUUCUAAGUUUAUUGGAAAAAUGAAAUCGUCUAAAUGAAUACAUUUUGAAUAUGCUGAACAUCUUAUGCAUCACUGGCACAAAUAUUGAAGCUAUUGUUCAUCUACACACAUACAUGUAUAGGUAUUUGUGCAUCUUUGGCUGUCAUUAUGACAAGUCAACAUUGUUGUUUCAUGUUCACAGUUUGAUGAAUGAUAUUUGUAAACUUGUGAGAAGCACGUAAGAUUAUCAAAUUGUUGCACAUCUCAGCAAAUCUACAUUUGUAUUCUAUUUUUCCUUAACUUGGUAUUAUAUUUAUGAGGAUUUGGUACAACAUCAAGCAUCAUUUAUUUCUCGGCAAUGUACAAGAUGUGCUAUCAUGUUUGUCUUUGUCAUGACUUCUUGCAGUUCAUGUGUACUUCAAAGAGUACUCUUGUUAAGAGUAUAUUCAUAUGGUUGUGAAGGACAUAUUUGGGGAUAAACGUUUCUCAGUUUCAUUUAAAUUAUCUAUUAAAAUUCAAAAAAGAGACAUCGCAAA